Cercospora beticola is the source of this 219-nucleotide messenger RNA. RefSeq names its product Ksh1p (gene KSH1). Gene Ontology annotation, biological process: intracellular transport; protein secretion. The record is from RefSeq and is a predicted model, not a curated record. Lineage: Eukaryota; Fungi; Ascomycota; Dothideomycetes; Mycosphaerellales; Mycosphaerellaceae.
AUGCUCGGAAUCUUGAAAUUCCAGACUUUCCUCCUCGUCGUCCUGCUGUUCAUCUGCACCUGCACAUAUAUCCACGGCGUUUUCCCGGCAUGGCUUGAUCGCAACAAGACUGGUCCUCUUGGCACAUUCUGGCGCGCGGCACGGAUAGGCGAGCGAUUGAGUCCAUACGUCAGCUUAUGUUGUGCUGCUAUGGCGGUCAGCAUCUUGAUGGGAGGCUGA